GCCCCAGGCCCCACGGUAUUAGCAUAGUGGGUACAGAGAGGAAUUAUUACCGACAAGCUUUGAAUGACCUCUUCCCAGGUAGGGAAGAAGAGAGUAGAGUAGCUUAACUUGUUUGUUCUCCAGAACUUCAGUUACGUCUUGAUCAGAUGUGUGAUGUGACCUUGAUAUUUGGUCAUCCUAGUGUCGGUGAUACUAAGUUGAUUUAAAUCAAUAAAAUUUUCUAAUCAUCCCAGUGAGAACUACGAAGGGUUUCAUUUAUUUGUUUCCAUGACUUUUCUUUUUUUCCUCCUUCCUCUGAAGCUGGAAAAUAAAACAAAAGAGAAACUUCAAAAGCAGAUUUGUCAAGUUGUUCUGGACCAUUUUGAGAAGCAGUACACAACGGAACUGGGAGAUACGUGGACCAGUGUCAGGGAUGUACUCACGGACCCGUUGUGCUGGCAGUACGCUGUCCUGCUUAACAAGUUCAGCCAGUCUGCUGAACUGGAGAACACCUUGUGUGUGAAGGGAUACCAUCCUGCCUUCCGAGGACCUUUGCCUUAUCUUCCAGCAUCGUUGAAGUGUUACAUCAGGACAACUCCCGGGAGAUUCCCUGCACAGAAACACCAGGCUGGUAAACUGAAGGAGUAUUAUCUGCUGAACGCUGCUUCGCUGUUGCCAGUGCUGGCCUUAGAAGUGAAAGAUGGGGAAGACGUUUUGGAUCUCUGUGCUGCACCAGGGGGUAAAUCAGUAGCUAUCCUGCAGUGUGCCUAUCCAGGUCAGUUUCACUGUAACGAAUAUGAUGAUUUGAGGACAAGAUGGUUGAAACAGACAAUGGAAUCCUUCAUCCCAGAUCCUUUGAGUAACUUAAUAAAGGUCUCUAAACUGGAUGGUAGACAGAUUGGAGAUCUUCAGCCUGAAUUAUAUGACAAGGUACUGGUUGAUGCUCCCUGUUCAAAUGACAGAAGUUGGCUAUUCUCUUCAGACAUUCAGCAAGCUACACUUAGGCUAAUACAAAGGAAAGAGUUAUCUUCUCUACAAUUCCAGCUGCUAAGGUCUGCUAUUAAAGCAUUGCGUCCUGGUGGAUCUCUGGUCUAUUCUACGUGCACUCUCUCAAAAGCAGAAAACAGCGAUGUGAUAAAUCUCGUUCUAAACUCCUGCAGUAAUGUCACGCCUGUGGACAUAAGUGAAAUGGCCAAAGCUGUUUCUCAGGAAUUCACUUUUCUCAGUGGUACUCAACAGCAUGAACUUCUGGUUCUCCCAGAGAAAGGGAGAGCAUGGGGUCCAAUGUACGUAGCUAAAUUAAAGAAAAUAUAGUUCA
This is a messenger RNA of Calidris pugnax (ruff), 1297 nucleotides long. RefSeq names its product NOP2/Sun RNA methyltransferase family member 3 (gene NSUN3). Gene Ontology annotation, molecular function: methyltransferase activity. The transcript is spliced from 5 exons. Gene Ontology annotation, cellular component: mitochondrial large ribosomal subunit. Gene Ontology annotation, biological process: rRNA methylation. The record is from RefSeq and is a predicted model, not a curated record. The coding region runs from base 268 to 1293 and encodes 341 amino acids. Lineage: Eukaryota; Metazoa; Chordata; Aves; Charadriiformes; Scolopacidae.